Messenger RNA from Trichoderma gamsii, 5751 nucleotides. Its product is annotated as E3 ubiquitin-protein ligase TRIP12. Gene Ontology annotation, biological process: protein polyubiquitination; proteasome-mediated ubiquitin-dependent protein catabolic process. Lineage: Eukaryota; Fungi; Ascomycota; Sordariomycetes; Hypocreales; Hypocreaceae. The transcript is spliced from 4 exons. Bases 1 to 5751 code for a protein of 1916 amino acids. Gene Ontology annotation, cellular component: nuclear speck. The record is from RefSeq and is a predicted model, not a curated record. Gene Ontology annotation, molecular function: ubiquitin protein ligase activity.
AUGUCUCCCAGAAUAACCAGGUCCUCUGCCCGCCAAGCAGCGAGCCAGGCGGCUCGAGCUUCUGCUGCAUCAUCUGCUUCCACCAACACGCUGCCAGAUAUUUCGCCUUCUACUGCUCCAUCGUUGUCGUUAUCCCGGAAGCGAAAAGUUUCGAGCGCUGAGAGAAGCCCCGCGACUGGAUCACAACCUAGCUCUUCGGUUCGACGGUCCAAGAGACAAAAGAUUCCUGAAGCUGCUGUUCCACCAUUGGAUACUGCAAAUACUCUACCUCACCCAACCUCGCCGCGGAAAGGGAAAGUCUUAGUGGAUAUGGACGGCACCGAGUUAGUUGGAAAGACUGUGUCCGUUGGAAAUGGUGUUAAUAUUCACAACAGGAUACCUGACAUCCCCGUCACCAUGGACACAUCACCUAGUUCUAAUGUUGCCAGUCGAAGAUCGGCUCGGACCAAAAGGAGCUCUACACAGUCCCAAGCCACUACCUCCUCAGUGUCGCUUAAUCAAGACCCCCAGCAUUUCACAGGUAACAGCUCUGACCAAGAUACUACCAUGGGUGGUAUGGGCGAACCCAGAGUUCAAGCCUCUUCGUCUUCACCCCAGAAGGGAGAUACACUCGCUAGAAACAGCACAGGUGAUAGCCCGAUAGAUGACGAUUUGAGCAGAGGUGGCGGCGCAAAUCGCACUGAACACCCCCCGUACAAUGACGGGAACGAGGACGAGGACGAGGACGAGGACGACGAAGACGAAGACGACGAAGACGACGAGAACGACGAUGAUCCCUUCGGAGCAUAUGGCGGCCCAGGAGAUCAUGAUUCCGGACUUUCCAGUACUUUGCGAGCACUCACUGGCAUUAUGACUGGGCUGUCAAGUCGGUUACGAGAACUUCUCGGCGGCCUGCGGAGUGACGAUUCGUCUGUCCAGGUGAUUGCCUUACAGGAGCUGUCCGAAAUAUUCCUGGUGUCUAACGAAGACAACUUGUCGGGCCAUUUUUCACCUGAUGCGUUCGUUAAGGAGCUUGUUCAACUAAUGGGCAAGGAAGAGAGCCCCGAGAUCAUGCUCCUAGCCUGCCGUUGUCUUGCGAACCUUAUGGAGGCCCUACCCGCUAGCAUUGCCAAUGUUGUGUAUGGAAAUGCCGUCCCCGUUCUCUGUCAGAAGCUGCUUGAGAUUUCGUUCAUCGACCUGGCAGAACAGGCUCUUAGUACGCUUGAGAGAAUAUCCACCGAGUACCCGUCUAGCAUUGUCCGAGAAGGGGGGCUCACAGCAUGCUUAUCAUAUCUCGACUUCUUUGCAACCAGCACUCAGCGAACAGCGGUGACUACAGCAGCCAAUUGCUGUCGGAAUAUCCCCGAUGACUCAUUUCCUGUCGUCAAGGAUGUCAUGCCAACCCUGCUCAAUGUCCUCAACAGCAAUGACCAACGAGUUGUGGAGCAGGCUUCCUUGUGUGUCUCAGGGAUCGUCGAAAGCUUCAAGUAUCACCCGUCGAAGCUCGAAGAGUUAAUCAGUGUUGAUCUGCUGCGCGCGAUAUUACGUCUCCUUGUCCCAGGGACUACGAAUCUCAUUGGCCCCAACAUCCAUACUCAGUUUCUCCGCGUAUUAGCAUUCACUGCUAGGGCAAGCGCCAGGCUCUCCUCUGAGCUCUUCAAGUUAAAUGUUGUCGAGACACUCUAUCAAAUUUUGACGGGAGUUUCUCCUCCUACGGGCACUGAAGAUGUAGCAUCUAAGCUGGACAGUGUCAUCAUUAUGCAGGCGCUUAUCCACCGGCCUCGCGAGCAAAUUGUGGAAGCCCUCAAUGUCAUAUGUGAGCUGCUUCCAGACUUGCCUCGUAAUGCAGGAAUUGCCGUGGGAGACUUUAUGGAACUGCAUGAUGCGAUUGAGCCGAUUGCACCGUCAUCUUUGGGCAGUAGAUGCGAGCCGGGCCCCAACGACCGCCGACUUGAACUUUUGGAAGACUGCAAAGACCAAGUUCGCCGUUUCGUGCUCAUCAUUUUCCCAACCUUAACAGAUGCUUUCUCCAGCACAAUCAAUCUGAGUGUACGCCAGAAAGUAUUGACUGCUCAGAUAAAGAUGCUCUCCAAUUUGGACCAGAAUCUUCUGGCCGAGGCACUAGCACCAGUGCCUUAUGCCUCCUUUCUGGCUUCUAUUUUAUCACAGCAAGAUCACCCUUCCCUGGUUAUUCUAGGCCUCCAAGCAACAGAAUUGCUCCUCACACGCCUUGGUAGCGUUUACCGAUACCAACUUUAUCGCGAAGGCGUGAUCCUUGAGAUUCAGAAACUAGCAGUCGACGACAGCCAGCCUGGCACUAAGGAAGAUUCCAAGUUGAGGAACACGUCCCGACGACCCAGUCUGCCCGAUGCUGGCGAUAGUAGCACGCCUUCAUCAGACCAUGAGUCAGAAGACAACGAUAACGAAGACGAAGAAGCAGAAGAUGAGGGCGAAGGUGCUGCUCACGACCACCACUCUUCUGGCGGCGACGAAGAAGAUGUUGAUAAUGAGCUUAAUGCGAGUGACGUAUCACCUGCUAGUUCUCGCGGAUCUUCGAUGUCGCUGGAUGCCACGUCUCUUCCCUAUGUUUCCAAUAUCCAACUAAUGAAGUCCCGUAUUGUCACCAUUGCAAAGAAAUUUCUAGAAGUCCACGAAAAAGACGGCCACGGUCAGGUCAUGCGAACGCAAACUACGCAGAUACUGCAAACUUUAUCCCAGCUAGCAGAGGAACUCGAGGCCUUUUACUUGGCCCGUACGUCAAAACAUUCAUCUCCGGAAACUGGACGGACACUUUUCUCCAAGCUCUCAAGCUACUUUGAUACCGACAUCCUGGAAAGCAUUACCAGUGCAGAACUUCUAGCGUCUGGUAUAGUGAGAGUCCUUCUUGCAAUUUUUAGCAAUCCUGACGAAACACUGGCGCACGCUGCCCAAGCAAGCUUUUUGGAAGUAUUCAUGAAUCCCGCGGUGAAGCCCAAGCCCAGAACUGGCGUUACGGAAUCACAAGCAACACCAUUCGGCGUAUUAAUUCAUAAAUUACAAGAUUUGCUCAGUAGGUCAGAGCAUUUUGAAGUCAUUACUGUUCACCAAAACAGCUUUGAUGGUAAUCGCAGCAGCCCCGCGUCUAUGCUGGGUAAGCAGAUCAAGCUCAGACUGGUUGCAGAUGAUGAGCUAUCGAUUCCCCGAUCUUACCGAAAUAUAAUGGUUUCCAUUCAUGCAAUUGCCACCUUCAAGUCCCUUGAUGAUUAUCUUCGUCCACGAAUUAGUCUGGCGGAGCGGCCAAGGAUCUCCCGAAGAGAUGGACUCUCCAGAGCCCUUGCGGCUAUAGCUAACUCUAGCAUAUCGCAAAACUUCGCUGCAGGCGCCAGUUUAACUGGGCAACCUCCUAGUUUAACUGGAUCUACCACGCAGCCUCCUUUGCCUCUAAUGUCAGGAUCCUCGGCCUCCCGGUUUUCCGGCGGAGCCAACAGCAAGCUAUCAUCUCAUCAGGGAGAGACAGCCAACUCGCAGCCUGCCGGGCCAUCUACCGAUAAAGGGUCACUACGUCGCUCUUCACGGCUUUUUAGGUCAUCCGCAGAAAUACCAAAUCCCUCAACUCGUCCUCCUGAUGAAGACAAGGCUCCACAGCCUACUCUGGAGUGUGCAGAUGAGAAACAGCUCACUGACGAUGAUGACGACGAAGCUGGCGACAGUACUGCUCUUGACGCGAUUGUUGGCGAGCUUGAUGAAGAUAUGGAAGGAAGGGGAGAUCCGGAUCCAUCAGCCGUAAAUCUCGAAGUUGCCUCUGGAAGUAUCAUCACUCGAAAAGAGGACGGCACGAGAGUCCCGACACCGACUGGAUCAAGAUUCAAGGACUAUGGCUCGUAUAAGCACAGCAGCCCGGCAGCAUCUCAUUCUUCAUCUCGACAGCCCUCAUACUCCUCUAUACUCCAGUCUGCCCCUCAAGAUUGGUAUAUUGAGUUCACGCUGGAUGAUAAAGUUAUUCCAAAUGAGACAACCAUAUAUCGUGCUGUUCAUAUGUCGACGUCCUCGUCAGGUGACCACAACAAUAAAAACAUUUGGUCGUCCACACACCCCAUCAAGUUUCGAAGAGUCUCUGGACAGCCUCCAGCAGAGUCUAGACCGACCAACUUCAAUAUUGAGACUGAUGGAGAAGUAGAGAAUGGAAUUUCGGCAUCACUAGCGAAGCACCCAAUAACUGCCUCUAUCCUGCAGCUUCUCAACAUCCUUCACGACCUCAAUGCCAACAUAGAAGAUGUUUUGAUUGAGAACAGGAAUAGUAUGGUUGGCCUCCGGGUUGAGCAAUUGUCUCAGUUCGUGAAUACAAAGCUUACGGCUAAGCUCAAUCGCCAAUUAGAGGAGCCAUUAAUCGUUGCGAGCAGCUGCUUGCCGAGUUGGUCUGAAGAUUUAGCACGCCUCUACCCUUUCCUGUUCCCCUUCGAGACUCGGCAUCUCUUUCUCCAGUCAACAUCAUUCGGAUAUGCCCGGUCAAUGGCUCGUUGGCAGAAUGCACAGUCGACGGAUGAUAAUCGACGAGAUCGCUCCAAUGAACGGCCCUUCUUAGGCCGACUUCAGAGGCAGAAAGUCCGCAUCUCCCGACUCAAGAUCCUCGAGUCAGCGUUGAAAGUGAUGGAGCUAUAUGGCGCCUCCCAGAGUAUAUUGGAAGUCGAAUAUUUUGAAGAAGUUGGCACUGGCUUAGGGCCGACGCUCGAAUUCUACUCUACCGUAUCAAAAGAGUUUUCCAAAAAGAAGCUCAAACUUUGGCGAGAAGUCGACUCUGCCGGGUCAGAUGAGUUUGUAAUGGGCCAGACGGGGCUAUUUCCCCGGCCGCUCAGCCCCGAAGAGGCGACAACGCCAAAUGGAGAGCGCAUUCUUCAUUUAUUCAAGGCUCUCGGCAAAUUUGUGGCCCGAUCAAUGAUUGAUUCUCGCAUCAUUGAUCUCCACUUCAAUCCGAUAUUUUUCAGAAUCGGAGAUGCCUCCUUGACUGGUGUCAAGCCCUCUUUGGGAGCGGUAAAGAUUGUUGACCCAGGUCUUGCUCGCUCUUUGAAAACAAUCAAGAAGUUUGUGUUGGCUAAGAAAGAGAUUGAUGAAAACCCAAAUCUCACACCAGCACAAAAAGUGGCUGAUACAGAGGCAAUCAUGAUCGACAAUGUGAGGUUAGAGGAUUUCUGUCUCGAUUUUACGUUGCCUGGCUACCCCGAAAUUGAACUCGACGAGCAUGGUUCUUCCAAGCGAGUUACUAUAGAGAACGUUGAUACCUACUUGGAAAAAGUCAUUGAUAUGACUCUGGGGACUGGUGUCAAACGCCAAAUUGAUGCUUUCCGUACUGGCUUCUCGCAGGUGUUCCCAUAUACUGCACUGAGAGCUUUCACCCCAGACGAAUUAGUUUCGCUGUUUGGACAAGUAGAAGAAGACUGGAGCCUUGAGACUCUUAUGGAUUCUAUCAAGGCGGACCAUGGCUUCAACAUGGACAGUCGAAGCGUGAAGAACCUACUGCAGGCGAUGAGCGAGCUGGAUCUCAAACAGCGACGAGAUUUCCUACAAUUCACCACUGGUAGUCCAAAGCUUCCUAUUGGCGGGUUUAAAAGUUUAACUCCGAUGUUUACCGUUGUUUGUAAACCAAGCGAGCCUCCGUACACCUCUGACGCCUAUCUACCAAGCGUCAUGACGUGCGUGAACUAUCUGAAACUUCCAGACUAUACGACGAUGGACAUCCUGAAGAAACAGCUGUAUACUGCAAUCAGGGAAGGACAAGGAGCUUUCCAUUUGUCAUGA